Messenger RNA from Exophiala spinifera, 1032 nucleotides. RefSeq lists its product as uncharacterized. Gene Ontology annotation, cellular component: endoplasmic reticulum membrane. Gene Ontology annotation, molecular function: fatty acid elongase activity. The transcript has 3 exons. Bases 1 to 1032 code for a protein of 343 amino acids. NCBI's taxonomy places the organism in Eukaryota, Fungi, Ascomycota, Eurotiomycetes, Chaetothyriales, Herpotrichiellaceae. The record is from RefSeq and is a predicted model, not a curated record. Gene Ontology annotation, biological process: sphingolipid biosynthetic process; fatty acid elongation, polyunsaturated fatty acid; very long-chain fatty acid biosynthetic process.
AUGGAGGUUAUCAAGUCUCUUCCCCUGCCUACCCUCGAUCGUCCUUUCGGCAUCGAGCUAUGGCCUGUUUUCGCCAAAGGCUAUCAAGCCAUCUUUGGCUAUUCUCCGUCCGAAUUCAGAUUUGAGCAGGGAAAGACUCCCAUGUCGACCUGGAAAGAGACGGUCAUAGCAUUGACUUCAUAUUACAUUAUCAUCUUCGGCGGACGAGAACUCAUGAAGCACCGCAAGCCCUUCGUCCUGAACGGUCCCUUCAUGGUGCACAACUUCUACUUGACCGUCAUCAGCGGUGGGCUUCUGGCACUCUUCAUUGAGCAGCUUCUCCCCACCCUGGCGCGCGGCGGCAUCUUCCACGCAAUCUGCAGCUACGACGGCGGUUGGACUGAUCCCCUCGUCAUGCUCUACUACAUGAACUAUCUUACCAAAUAUCUCGAACUCAUCGAUACCGUCUUCCUUGUCCUCAAGAAGAAGCCGCUCACGUUCCUGCACACCUAUCAUCAUGGUGCAACUGCUCUUCUUUGCUUCACUCAGCUCCUUGGCCAUACCUCAGUCUCCUGGGUGCCCAUCACACUCAAUUUGACCGUCCAUGUGGUCAUGUAUUGGUACUACUUCCAAUCUGCGCGGGGUAUUCGCAUCUGGUGGAAGAAAUACAUCACCAUGCUCCAAAUCAUCCAAUUCGUCAUCGACCUUGUCUUCGUCUACUUCGCAUCCUACACCUACUUCUCCAACACCUAUUUCCCAUGGGCUCCCAACUAUGGAACUUGCGCCGGAGAAGAAUUUGCCGCCUUUGCUGGCAUGGCUAUCCUCAGCUCUUACUUACUCCUCUUCAUCUCCUUCUAUUUCGCAACCUAUCGAAAGCAAACCGUUUCCGGAAGACCUAGGAGGAAUACGGGAAAGGAAGCUCUCAUUGCUAUGAAGGAUUUGCCCUUGCCAGACCCACAUAAGCUCCAAGAGGAAGAGCAUAAGAAGACCGGCAACGGUGCAGUCACGACUGGAAGAUCUAAUGGACCUACCACCAGGUCUCGGAAGGCUUAG